Hydra vulgaris (swiftwater hydra) is the source of this 813-nucleotide messenger RNA. NCBI's taxonomy places the organism in Eukaryota, Metazoa, Cnidaria, Hydrozoa, Anthoathecata, Hydridae. The record is from RefSeq and is a predicted model, not a curated record.
AUGGGGCAACAGCCACAGAAUAAGCUUCUUCAGUCUUCUACAACCUCUCUUGACAUAUUGGCUAGUGAAAUAAAAGCAACAAAUACAUUUCUUCAUGAGUAUCGUGAGACUGGAUUUACUGACGCACAUAUUAAAGCACAAGAAAUUGCAGAGGAAUUGGGCAUUGAAAAGAUUUUUCCAACAGUGCGCUUACGAAAAAAAAAAAAAAUGUAUUCAUACGAGUGUGCUGAUGAAACUCGGCAACCUGAGCAUCAGUAUAAAGCAGAUUUCUUUUUGCCACUCAUUGACAUGUCAAUUGCAUCAGUAAAGGAGCGUUUUGAACAGGUCAGUAUCUUCACAAAUCUUUUUGACUUUCUUUACCGGUCUGAGAGUCUUAUCAAAGCCUGUAAUGAAAAUUUUCUUACUGUAUUUUGCACAAAUUUGCAAACGAAGCUCGGGGAUAUAGAUUCUGAGGAUUUGGAAAUGGAGUUGAAACGAUUUGUCAUAGUUGUACAAGAGGACAAAAAUACAAACCUGAAAUCUGCAUAUGACUUCCUUAACUACGUCUACAAAGAAGAGCUGCAGGAAACUUAUCCUAAUCUAGUUAUUGCGUUACGCAUCAUUCUUACUUCUCCAGUAACUGUUGCAAGUGCAGAACGUAGCUUUAGCAAGUUAAAAUUAAUUAAAACAUUUCAUAGGUCAACAAUGGUCGAUGAACGUUUGUCUUCCCUAGCAAUGCUGUCAAUCGAGAACGAGGUAGCAAGGAAAUUAAGUUAUGAAGGCUUAAUAAAUAAGUUUGCAAGUAUGAAAACACGACGCAAACCUUUUUUUUGA